Dibothriocephalus latus is the source of this 510-nucleotide messenger RNA. NCBI's taxonomy places the organism in Eukaryota, Metazoa, Platyhelminthes, Cestoda, Diphyllobothriidea, Diphyllobothriidae. The record is from the annotation of a GenBank genome assembly.
AUGCAGAAAUAUUCUGCCAAACUGGAGACUCAAGUACGGGAACGAACAUUGGAACUGAGAGAGGAAAAACAGAAGACGGAGGCUCUCAUAGCUAAGAUGCUGCCACUACCGGUUGCUCAAGCACUGGUGGCUGGAAACCCUGUGCAUCCGGAAGCGUUCGACAACGUCACCAUUUACUUCAGUGACAUUGUGGGAUUCACCUUGAUCUCCGCCAAAUCUACGCCGCUACAAAUUGUUGACCUUCUCAAUGACAUCUACUCUACAUUUGACGCAAAAAUUAACAAGUUCGACGUUUAUAAGGUGGAGACAAUUGGUGACGCCUAUAUGGUGGCCUCUGGUCUUCCUAUCCGCAAUGGCAAUCUGCACGCAGGAGAGGUAGCAACCAUGGCCCUAGAGCUGCUCAGCCUCAGCGCUGCCCUGGUAAUUCGACACCUGCCAGAUGUGCCCAUCCUCCUUCGCAUUGGCAUCAACUCCGGUAGGUCCAUGUUUGUGAAUACUAAUACAGAAUAG